Funneliformis mosseae is the source of this 1209-nucleotide messenger RNA. Lineage: Eukaryota; Fungi; Glomeromycota; Glomeromycetes; Glomerales; Glomeraceae. The record is from the annotation of a GenBank genome assembly.
AUGACUCAAAAUAAGAAAGCUUCAAAACGAUCUUCGGAUGCUCAAACAAAGAUUCGUACCAUGAGACAAGGUCAACAAAAGAUCAAACUUGAUAUUAAGAAACCUUCACCUUCUUUGCCUCCAUUGCCACUUCCCUUUCCGCCCACUCAAAAAGUUGAACAAAUCGUAACAAAACUCGUCGCGAAACCGAGAUUAGCAAGAUUCCCCAAUGCAUUCAUCAUGUAUCGUAAUGAGUACGUUUUAUUCCUGAAAUCGAAAAAUUAUCACAUUUCCAUGACCGAGUUAUCUCCAAUGAUUUCAACCUCUUGGAAGAAAGAACCGGAGUAUGUUAAAGAGACCUACACGAAACUUUCAAGUGAUGCGGAGAAAAUGUACGUUCGUGAGACUGGGAACACCCAACCACAGAUCAACUAUAAAUAUUUGCCAACUCAACGUCCCACGUUGAAGGAAUAUUCUUCAAAACUCGAACCCGAAAUUUCGGUUCCUAAAUUAAACGAGACUCAUCAACCUCAACUAAAUGCCUCGAAUUAUGACUUCUUUAAUGAUUUUAAUAUUUAUGAUCGUUUACUUCAAUCCUUUUCGAUUUCUGCUCCGAACGCAUUUCAACGAAAUUUUACAAAAGAACCCCCCGUGAAUGGUGGCGAUAUAGCCCCCUUUUCCAUUGGUACAACGUCUGAGCUCGCCAAAUAUUCCCUUGAACAUUCUUCCCUUUCAUCGGCAAAGAUUGAUAACCCGAUCGUGCAUCAAGAUAAUUGUUUCGCUACGGAUCCAAAUUUUUUCCCCUGGACCCAAAACAUUUCUCCCUCGAUUCAUGACGAUCUUUCAAAUAUUCGUUCCCCAACCCACCUUCCACAAACCCCACAUUGCUAUAGUCCAUCAUAUUCCCCGACUUCACCUUUGGAAGACUUGAUGAACUCCCCAGGCCUCAUCGGUUUGGACUCUCAAAUUUUGGAAUCAAUGGAAUCAAUGUCACCUUGUUCAACUUCUUCGUCACCUUCUGAUGCUUCUUCAUUUGAUGAUAUUUCUUCUCUAUUAUUCUCGUCAGAACUUGAUGAAAAUAGAUUCUUUGAGAAAGCUGGAUUCGCCGCUCCAGCUUAUCCCACAGAAUCCAUAAAUGCUCAAACUUCACUUCAGUCUUCCGACUUAUAUCAUUUAUAUUCCGGACAAUCAUUUGCAACUCCUUCAACAGUUUUUAACGAUAAAAUUUAA